Priapulus caudatus is the source of this 1573-nucleotide messenger RNA. RefSeq names its product sodium- and chloride-dependent glycine transporter 2-like. The transcript has 14 exons. Gene Ontology annotation, cellular component: membrane. The record is from RefSeq and is a predicted model, not a curated record. Bases 1 to 1554 code for a protein of 517 amino acids. Gene Ontology annotation, biological process: sodium ion transmembrane transport. NCBI's taxonomy places the organism in Eukaryota, Metazoa, Priapulida, Priapulimorpha, Priapulimorphida, Priapulidae.
AUGUCAACAUCAGAGCUGGAGUGUGCCUUUCUCAUACCAUACACCGUGAGCUUGCUCGUCGCUGGUCUGCCAAUCUUCUUCAUGGAACUCGCAUUUGGCCAGUACGCGAGUCUCGGCCCAGUUACGAUAUGGAAAGUGGCUCCGUUAUUUCAAGGUACUGGAUAUGCGAUGGUGGUCGUGUCGUUUCUACUGGGAAUGUACUACAACGUUCUCAACGGCUACUCCUUCUUCUACAUGUUCCACUCGUUUCACUGGGAGCUGCCCUGGAGCACGUGCGGCAACGACUGGAACAGUGCAGCUUGUAGCUUGUCGUCGAACAACUGUACGGCGAUGAACGGCACGAUCUACAACGGCACGUGCGUGACGGCAGACGACGUCGGCGAUGACGUGUUCGCCACGCUCGGGAAGCCAAAGUCACCGAGCGAAGAAUAUUUCCAACACCGUAACACAUACACGCGCACGCCUGUGUUUCAUAGACAGAGCCCAUGUCUGUCGAAGAUGAAGCGAAUCUUAGAGGGCGCAACGAGCGUUUGGCAUUUUCACGCGACUUACUUCACCGCACUCUUCCCGUACUUCGUUCUCACCGUACUGUUAGUGCGUGGUGUAACACUGCCUGGAUCCGGUAACGGUCUCAUGUUUUACCUCUACCCGAAAUGGGAGUACCUGCUCACAGCCAAGGUGUGGGGCGAUGCCGCAGUACAGAUAUUCUUCGAUUUGUCGCCGUGCUGGGGUGGCCUGAUCGCUCUAGCCAGUUACAACAAGUUUCAUAACAACUGCCUUAGAGAUGCAUUGGUCGUCAGCUUUGGUAACUGUCUAACGAGUGUCUACGCUGGCUUUGCCAUCUUCUCGCUCGUUGGAUACAUGGCGUACGAACUAGGAGUCGACGUGGAAAACGUCGUCGCUAAAGGUCCGGGCCUGGCUUUCAUCGCCUACCCAGCAGGUCUAGCGAGGCUUCCAGGUGCGCCAAUAUUCGCUGUUCUCUUCUUCAUGAUGCUGCUCAGCCUCGGACUUGGCACGCAGUUUACCAUCGUGGAGACGGUGGUCACAGCAGUCACGGACGAAUACCCGAAACUGUUCCGGAAACGGAAGUGGCUGAUUCUGGGUAUCGUCUGCAUCAUCAGCUAUCUCGUAGGACUCGUAUUCUGCACAAACACUGCAUGUACGGUGCUGACAUCUUUUGAUAACUACGCCCGCACCUUUGCCCGUUACUGUCCAUCGCGCUAUCGUUCGAACGACAGUGAAUCUCAUGGGUUUACCGGUGCGGACCGGUUUCUGGAGAACAUUGCUCACAUGCUUGGCUACGAUCCCUGGCCAAGGCUGUUCUGGAAAAUCAUCUGGAAGUGGGCGUGUCCAAUUCUGCUCACGGUGAUCCUGAUCUUCACACUGUACGACUUCGACACGCUCAAGUAUGGGGAAUACGACUACCCGUCGUGGGCUGACGGCAUCGGCUGGGUGCUCUCCGUCAUCUCAAUACUAUUCAUUCCGCUCAUAGCCGUGAUAGCCAUCUGCAAGGAGGAAGGCAGUCUGUUAACGAGUUACGGUGUGGCUUAUUAAAACCACGCAGCGACUGGGG